AUGGCGGGCCAGUCCAAAGAAGCAGCUCUGCCGCCGUGGGGCUAUGCCGUAGCGGGUGCUGCCGGUGCGGUUCUCGCCAACGCGCUGGUAUACCCUUUGGAUAUCGUCAAGACGCGCCUCCAAGUCCAAGUGAAGGGCGCCAAAUCCAAAGGCGAUACAGUCGUCGACCCCACCGAGGAGCAGCAUUACAACUCUACCUGGGACGCCAUAAACAAAAUUGUGCAAGAUGAUGGACUUGCCGGUCUGUAUGCCGGCAUGCCGGGGUCGCUCCUUGGUGUUGCGUCCACCAAUUUUGCGUACUUCUACUGGUACACAGUCGUCCGUACGCUCUACAUAUCGAGCCAGAAAGUUUCCAAGCCACCAAGCACCGCCAUCGAGCUCAGUUUAGGCGCUGUGGCCGGAGCGGUCGCGCAGUUGUUCACGAUCCCCGUUGCUGUGGUAACAACCCGGCAGCAAACCCAACCCAAGUGGGAGAGGAAGGGCCUCAUCGAGACGGGGCGCGAGGUCGUGAACAGUGAGGAUGGUUGGACCGGGUUGUGGAGAGGUUUGAAAGCCAGCUUGGUGCUGGUGGUCAACCCCGCCAUUACUUAUGGCGCCUACCAAAGGUUGAGGGAGGCUAUAUUCCCGGGAAAGACCACCCUCAAGCCCUGGGAAGCAUUCCUACUUGGCUCUCUCUCCAAGUCUCUUGCGACAAUUGCGACGCAGCCUCUGAUUGUUGCCAAAGUUGGCCUUCAGUCCAAGCCCCCUCCAGCGCGGAACGGCAAGCCAUUCAAGUCCUUCAUUGAGGUCAUGGCCUUUAUCAUCGAGAACGAUGGGCCACUGGGUCUCUUCAAGGGCAUCGCCCCGCAAAUUUUGAAGGGUUUAUUGGUGCAAGGGUUCCUGAUGAUGACCAAGGAGCGCAUAGAACUGCUCUUCAUUCUCCUCUUCCGCUACUUGAAGAAGGUUCGCGCAGAGAAGCUGCAGAAGCUGGCGGACAAGGCGGCAGACAAGGCGGCAAAGGUGGCACCAAAUAUGACUGAACACGUCAAGAAGGUUUCCCCUAUCGCGAUGAAAUAG
Aplosporella prunicola CBS 121167 is the source of this 1056-nucleotide messenger RNA. RefSeq lists its product as uncharacterized. The record is from RefSeq and is a predicted model, not a curated record. NCBI's taxonomy places the organism in Eukaryota, Fungi, Ascomycota, Dothideomycetes, Botryosphaeriales, Aplosporellaceae. The transcript is spliced from 3 exons. Gene Ontology annotation, biological process: transmembrane transport. The coding region runs from base 1 to 1056 and encodes 351 amino acids.